This is a messenger RNA of Stegastes partitus (bicolor damselfish), 1689 nucleotides long. Its product is annotated as zona pellucida sperm-binding protein 4-like. Gene Ontology annotation, biological process: binding of sperm to zona pellucida; prevention of polyspermy. Gene Ontology annotation, cellular component: egg coat. The record is from RefSeq and is a predicted model, not a curated record. Lineage: Eukaryota; Metazoa; Chordata; Actinopteri; Pomacentridae. Gene Ontology annotation, molecular function: acrosin binding; structural constituent of egg coat. The transcript has 12 exons. The coding region runs from base 1 to 1689 and encodes 562 amino acids.
AUGGCUGGGCGCUGGGUCGAGCUGCUGCUGCUGGUGGUUCUGACUGUGACCCUACUGCUGGUGUCGGUCCAGGCAUGGGAGCCGAUCAACGAAACUCAGCUUCACAGUUUGUUCCAGAGCGGACGGUUAAGCGAAGCAGUGAGCGUUACAGAGCCAGAUGACGAUGACUAUGACAAUUAUGAAGAUGAAGAUGAAGUUCCGGAGAAAACUGCCCUGGAAACUGAAGGGGACUCCUUUGACCUGUUUCCUGACUAUGGAUUGGAAGUGGACGCAGUGGAUCCUGGUCCAAGAAUCUGGGCCGAAAGUGAUUACGGGGUGGAGUUUGUAGAGUCCCCUCUAAGGAGCUGGAGUGGCAGCAUCAGUCCAAGUUCUACUGAAGUAGAUGUUGUUUGCAGUGAUGCUGGCUUCCACAUCACUCUGCGAACAGGCAAGCUGAGCGAGGUUCAAGUGUUGGGCUCGAAGGAUCUGCUGUCUGUCACGGAGGCUGACAAGUCUUGUGGUUUUGACGUGAACCCUUUCAAUAACGCCUUCACUGUACCCUUCAGUGGGUGCAAUGUGAAACAACUUGACAAUGGCUACAGUCUGCAGUUGUUGCACGUCGACGCGCUCGAUCGGCUGCAAGUUUCUACUGUAUCUUGUAGGGUAAGUACACUGGCUGAACCUGUCCUGUACCCUCGUGGUGGCAAACCCACGUGCAGCGCCCCGACCUCUACGCCACCGAAACCAGCAACGCCCCAAAAGGCGCAAAAUUGUGAUGUUGCGAUGGGAGAGCGUCUGACAUGCGGUUUUGACGGAAUAUCUUCCCAAGAGUGUGAGAAGAUUGGAUGUUGUUCUUGUUCCAAGACAUCUGCCUGCUACUACCCACUGGAUGAGUGCACUGCGGAUCAACACUUUGUUUUUGCCAUUCGCCAUGACUCUGCGUCCAUCCCCGUGGAUCCCACCAAACUGGUUAUUCCUGGGAAUCCUGGCUGUAAGCCAGUUAUUCUCAACAACAAGGUGGCCAUCUUCAAGUUCAAAGUUACAGAAUGUGGAGCUCGUGUUUAUCAAGUUGGUGAGACGAAGAUCUACCUGGCUGAAGUGCAGAGUAUUGUCCGAGCGCUGAACCUCAAGUAUGGCGUAAUUACAAGAAGUAAUCCCCUCAGGUUCUUGAUUGAGUGUCGCUACAGCAGACUGGGCAUCGCUCAGCAGUCACUGGCCACCGUUGGCUACAUGGUCAAAACUCCAGCUUCCAAUCUGCCGUCAUCGAUCGUCUCCAAAGGCUUAUAUGGUGUUGAGUUGAAAAUUGCUACAGAUCAAACGUAUAAAAGUUUCUAUCCCACCUACCAUCAGCCCUUGCGAGUGCUCCUCGGCAAACCUGUUUAUCUCGAACUGCGACUGAAGUCUCCCAAACCAGACGCAGUAAUUCUUGUCAACUACUGCCUUGCUUAUCCUCGCUCUGCAAAGAACGCUCUGGUGCUUAUUUACGAAGGGUGUGCAAACCCUCAUGAUCCACACGUGUCCAUCCUUCAAGUCAGCGACCUUCCCAAGAAUCGCCAUCAAAGACGCUUCGUCGUGACUGCCUUCCAGUUUAUGGAGAAAAAGACAAAUAAGUAUCUAGACGAAGAGAUCUGUUUCAUGUGCUCUGCAGAAGUUUGUAGGCCAACAGAAAAGACCUGUGAAGAGCGAUGCUUUGAUGGAAAAACAUCGUGA